Trichosurus vulpecula (common brushtail) is the source of this 1828-nucleotide messenger RNA. RefSeq names its product leucine rich repeat transmembrane neuronal 1 (gene LRRTM1). The transcript has a single exon. The coding region runs from base 1 to 1575 and encodes 524 amino acids. NCBI's taxonomy places the organism in Eukaryota, Metazoa, Chordata, Mammalia, Diprotodontia, Phalangeridae. Gene Ontology annotation, molecular function: protein binding. The record is from RefSeq and is a predicted model, not a curated record.
AUGGAUUUCCUGCUUCUCGGGCUCUGUCUAAACUGGCUGCUGAGGAAACCCCCGGGGUGGAUCGUGUGUGUGCUGGGUGUCGGCUUUCAGAUGCUCCCGGCGGCGCAGAGCGGAUGCCCGCAGCUGUGUAGGUGCGAGGGGCGGCUGCUGUACUGUGAGUCACUGAACCUCACGGAGGCGCCUCACAACCUGUCUGGCAUGAUGGGCUUGUCUCUGCGGUACAACAGCCUCUCGGAGCUGCGUGAUGGCCAGUUCACGGGGUUAAUGCAGCUCACGUGGCUCUAUCUGGAUCACAAUCACAUUUGCUCGGUGGAGGGGGACGCCUUUCAGAAGCUCCGCCGGGUGAAGGAGCUCACCCUGAGCUCCAACCAGAUCAGCCAGCUGGCCAACACCACGUUCCGGCCCAUGCCCAACCUGCGCAGCGUGGACCUGUCCUACAACAACCUGCAGGCGCUGGCGCCCGACCUCUUCCACGGGCUGCGGAAGCUCACCACGCUGCACAUGCGGGCCAACGCCAUCAAGUUCGUGCCCGUGCGCAUCUUCCAGGACUGCCGCAGCCUCAAGUUCCUCGACAUCGGCUACAACCAACUCAAGAGCCUGGCACGCAACUCCUUCGCCGGCCUCUUCAAGCUCACCGAGCUCCACCUGGAGCACAACGACCUGGUGAAGGUGAACCUGGCGCACUUUCCGCGCCUCGUCUCCCUGCACUCGCUGUGCCUGCGCCGCAACAAGGUGGCCAUCGUCGUCAACUCCCUGGACUGGGUGUGGAGGCUGGAGAAGUUGGACCUGUCGGGCAAUGAGAUCGAGUACAUGGAGCCGCACGCCUUCGAGGCCGUGCCCCACCUCGACUCGCUGCAGCUCGACUCCAACCGGCUCACCUACAUCGACCCACGGAUCCUCAACUCCUGGAAGUCCCUGUCCAGCAUCACGCUGUCGGGGAACGUGUGGGACUGCGGGCGCAACGUGUGCGCCCUGGCCUCGUGGCUCAGUAGCUUCAAGGGCCGCUACGACGGCAACUUGCUCUGCGCCAGCCCGGAGUACGCCCAGGGGGAGGACGUCCUGGACGCGGUGUACGCCUUUCACCUUUGCGAAGACGCCGCGGACCCCACCAGCGGCCACCUGCUCUCGGCCGUGACCAACCACAGCGACAGGGCGGCAGGCGUCAGCCCUGCCACCACGGUCUCGGCCGGGGGGAUGCAGGAUAUGGAGGGAGCCAGGACAACGGACGCCGUCGGGGGGGUCACCGUCCCCGUCGAGCAUGCCGAGAACGCCGUGCAGAUCCACAAGGUGGUGACGGGGACCAUGGCCCUCAUCUUCUCCUUCCUCAUCGUGGUGCUGGUUUUGUAUGUGUCCUGGAAGUGUUUCCCAGCCAGCCUCAGGCAGCUGCGACAGUGUUUUGUGACACAGCGCAGAAAGCAGAAGCAGAAACAGACUAUGCAUCAGAUGGCUGCCAUGUCAGCCCAGGAGUACUAUGUGGACUACAAGCCCAACCACAUUGAGGGCGCGCUGGUGAUCAUUAACGAGUACGGGUCCUGUUCCUGUCACCAGCAAGCAGCCAGGGAAUGUGAGGUGUGAUGGGGGCCGAGGGGGUUUCAGACCUAUGAGCAACCAAAUAACCGUGGGGAGAGAGGAGACGAGACGGGGAGGGUUGGCGGUUCCCUGCUUUCUCAUGCACUUCUGGACUGAAUUUGUCAGACUCUUGUCUCCAGACUUGAGAUUUUAGCUUUAUCCGUGUCUUAAAAACAAACAAGAACACAAACCAGAAACCAGAACCCCCACCCCUCACACUCACCUACCCACAUACUCAGCCUCGAACACACACACACAC